Plodia interpunctella (Indianmeal moth) is the source of this 4331-nucleotide messenger RNA. It is a transcript of the gene TBCD, whose product is annotated as Tubulin-binding cofactor D. Gene Ontology annotation, biological process: bicellular tight junction assembly; tubulin complex assembly; post-chaperonin tubulin folding pathway. Gene Ontology annotation, molecular function: GTPase activator activity; beta-tubulin binding. The transcript is spliced from 20 exons. The record is from RefSeq and is a predicted model, not a curated record. Gene Ontology annotation, cellular component: lateral plasma membrane. Bases 175 to 3759 code for a protein of 1194 amino acids. Lineage: Eukaryota; Metazoa; Arthropoda; Insecta; Lepidoptera; Pyralidae.
AAACAAAUCAAAGAAAGAUCUGCAUUGUUUAGUUUGAAUCACUCACUCAUAUUUUUCUAAAACUUGAUAAAACAGAAGAACUACAAAUACGUAAUUGCGCUUAAUUUUAUGAUAUAUUUAGGCCUAUAGUGUAAAGUUUUCUUGAAGGAAAAAAGCACCUAACCCAUCAGAAAUAUGGUUGGGCUCGAUGCAGACCAGAAUCGAGACGACGAAUGCGACAACAUUGGCUUAGGAUGUGCGCUGGAACAUUUUUCUGAAGUAGAGGAUGUCAUGAAUAUGAUAGAUAAUGUGAAAAACAUCUAUAACACACCAGCAUUUGAAGUAGAAUACGAUAAGUUGUAUGCUAUCAUCAAGCAAUAUUAUGAGCAACCUCACUUACUGGAUCCUCAUUUAGAUAAGAUUUUAGCUAAGUUUUUGAGUCUUAUAAAAGAUAAAGAGUCACCUAUUGAGUUGAAACAUGCUACAUUUAAUUAUAUGUACCAGAUUUUCAGAGUAAGAGGAUACAAAAUAGUUAUCAGGCAUCUUCCUCAUGAGGUCUCAGAUCUACUGACUGUACUGUCAUUUCUGGAAGCCCAAGAUCCUAAGGACAAGGAGACAUGGAGGAGCAGGUUUGUGCUCCUGCUCUGGCUGUCGAUUGUUGUUAUCAUUCCGUUCCACAUGAGCCGCCUUGAUGGUUUUGCACCAGGUCAACCAGAUGCUGGCAAUUCAAAAAAGAUGACUGUGAUGGAGAAAAUCUUUAAUAUCUGCAAAACUUAUUCUCUCAGUAAAGAUGCUUGCGCUGAGGCAAGUGCUUUUUUAACUUCAAAGUUCCUUAUUAGAUCUGAUGUUAAAGAAUUAUACAUGGGUGCAUUUUUUGAUUGGGCCUGUGAACUACAUUCCAAUAUUCAAGAAGAAGACACCAUACACUAUGGUGUGCUUGCUGCCGUUGCUGCAGUCCUGAAACAUGGGAAAAGAGAUGAUUUGCUGCCAUAUGCACCCAAGUUGCUGGAGUGGGUGACCAAGCAGAACUAUAAGUCACACAAAGCUAUGCUCGUUAGAAAGUAUGGAGUGAAGAUUGUGCAAAGAAUUGGUCUAACAUUCCUGCGUCCGCGGGUGGCGUCGUGGCGCUACACUCGCGGCUCCCGCUCGCUGGCCGUCACGCUGGGCGGCGCGCAGGCCGCGGGUGAUACUGAGCCCGCGCUCGCCAGUGUACACACCGACGAGGAUAUACCGCAGGAGGUAGAAGAUGUAGUAGAACUUCUGCUAUGCUCCCUCCGCGACGACGACACCGUGGUACGAUGGUCGGCUGCCAAGGGCGUGGGUCGCAUCGGAGCUAGGUUGCCGGCGCUGGCUGCGGCGGACGUCUGUGAAACUGUACUUGGGCUGUUUGUUGAUAAUGAGAGGGAGACCGCUUGGCAUGGUGGUUGUAUGGCGUUAGCUGAGCUGGCUCGUCGCGGCCUCCUCUCUCCAGCCCAAGUGGGGUCGGGCAUAAACAGUGUGAUCCGCGCCCUAGAGCGCGACGAGCCGCGCGCGGCGUGCGGCGGCGGCGGCGGCCGCGCGGCGCGUGACGCGGCCUGCCACGCCGCGUGGGCGUUCGCGCGCGCGUACGACGCGGCUGCGCUGGCGCCGCACGCCGACGCAUUGGCCAACGCUCUGAUUGCCACCACGUGCUUCGAUAGGGAGAUAAACUGCAGGCGAGCCGCAUCCGCAGCUUAUCAAGAAAAUGUUGGUAGACAUGGCAUGUUUCCCCACGGAAUCGAUGUGUUGACCACCGCUGAUUUCCAGUCAGUCGGUCCCAGGAACAACUCCUACUUGGUCAUAGCUCCACAGGUCGCCAGUUACCCCGAGUACACCCGCCCCCUGGUGGAUCACCUGGUGGACCUGAAGGUGGAACACUGGGACUGCGCCAUCCGUGAGUUGGCCGCCAAAGCCCUACACAAGAUCACUCCUAAGAUUCCAGAGUAUGUAGCGGCUGAUAUCCUGCAGAAAUUGGUGAAUAAGACAGAGUCCAUAGACCUGAAUGUGCGUCACGGCGCUAUACUGGCCAUCGGGGAGGCGAUACAUGCCUUGGCUGAGACGAAGCUACCUGAUGGUAAAGCCGGUGACACACUGAUAUCGGAAGACAUUUUGAUCGCCGUCCGCGACUUGGUGCCUCACCUCCGCUCUCGCCAGCAGUUUAGAGGAUUGGGAGGAGAGCUGAUGAGACAAGCUUGUUGUCAGUGUAUAGCGUCGCUCGCUUUGGGCGCCGCACCUUACCACUCUCAUGAUACUAUUGACGACUGGCUGAAUCUAAUCGAAGAAUGUCUAUCCCACGAGGUGCAACCGAUCCGCGAGAAGGCAAUCCGCGCGCUGCCGCUAGUGUUCCAACAGUACCUGCGCGACGACAACAUGAAGUAUGGCGACCUCACCGCUAAGCAGAAACGGAUGCGGUUGCUGGAGAAGUAUUGCGAGCAGCUGGGCAACACUGGGGUUAAUGGGCUGCUGUUGAGGAUGGGGUAUGCUAGGGCUGUUGGAUCGUUACCCAAAUUCGUGCUAUCUGAAAAUCUACAACUGGUCAUUCAGUCGCUGAUAGAAUGCAGCAAAGUGACGGACGCCACUCAUAAAUGGGCUGAAGCGAGGAGGGACGCGGUUAUUGGACUCACUGAAGUUUGUCAAACACUGGGUAUUGCAAACGGAGUGGAGAAUUACGUGGGGGAGAUUGUAGAAGCGUUGCUGGCGUGUCUGUCGGAGUACACCAUCGACAUGAGGGGCGACAUCGGCGCCUGGGUGCGCGAGGCCAGCAUGACUGGUCUCCUCUCCCUAAGUCGUCAGUGCGCAGUAGAAGCGCCGCAGCUGAAUACCGCGGCGGUGGUGAGCGCCGCGAUGCGCGGCGUGGCGCAGCAAGCGGUGGAGAAGAUCGACCGCACGAGGGCGCACGCGGGGAGGAUCUUCACUUCUUUUAUAUACAACGACCCGCCAAUCAAUAACAUUCCUAAUCACGACGCGCUAAAGCGCAUUUUCCCAUCCGAGGAAGUCGAACUGAAACAAGGCAAGGAAACAGAGGAGGAUGAGACUGCUAGUGAGAAUUUCAACGUAGUUCUGUGGUUGUUCCCCGGACACACUAUGCCGCGAUUCGUGCAGCUAUUGACGUAUCCCGACUAUAGAUAUAAUGUCAUUAAAGGGCUCAUUGUUAGCGGCGGCGAGAUGACUGAGAGCUUGGUAAAACACACAACGCAAUCCCUAUACGCCUACCUGAAUUCUAUACAAAGCGACAAAGAUCUGCUAGUGGCCAUCUGCGACACUAUCGUGCAAGUGUUCGCUGAUAACAUCAACGUAAAGCGGAUCACGGGACCAAUAUUCAACUUCCUUGACAGACUGCUUAGCUCAGGUUCAAUAUCACCAAUCCUUGAAGAUCCAGAUUCAACAUUUGCUCUGAAUGUGUUGAAAUAUCUUCAGUUGGAACUCAGAGGAGCGAAGAAUAUUUACAAACUUCUUGAUUCCAUCAAUGUGUUGUGUCAGUUAAUCCAGGUGGUGUCGACGUGCGCGCGCGCCGCCGGGCAGCUGGUGGUGUACCUCUGCUACGGCGAGCGCUACGUGCGGCGCUGCGCAGCCGCGCGACUCUACGAGGCGCUCGCGCUCUACGGCGACGACUGCGCUCUGCCGCACGACUCUCUGCCGCAGGUGAUGUCGAAACUAGCCGAUACGGACUGGGAGCGAGACGUGACGGAAUUGAGACCAAUCAGGAACGAAAUUUGUGAUCUCAUGGGGAUAAAGCGACCAGUUUUGAAACAGAAGCCUUAAUACACCAAUUUAUUUUUAUAAAUACGCUUUUAUGUGGCUGCUUGGAGCAAGUAAUUUGCCAAAUUGAUUUGAUUGCUUCGUGCCUUUGAGGUAGGUAUAUUAUUACUUUCGUAUAGUAAUAUAUAUUCUUAUAUUAAUAACUCGAGAUAUUCGCAAUGGCGGUGCUUAAGACUAAUAAAUAUUUCAAAAAUGUAUUACUAUGGAGUCGCAUUAAAUUUAAACGAAAAAUAAUGUUAAUUUUACUAAUUUAACAAAUAUAUAAUUUGCGAUCCCAUAAUUUUUUAUGUUCUUCGUAUCGUAUCAAUUGUUAUGUGCGUACCAUAACUUUGAUGUAUCCAUGACAUAUCUACACGGUAAUAAAAUGUUUGUAAAAAUUUGGAGCCGUGAAAUAAUUUGGUACUUUUUACGUUGCAAUAAUGCAAUCAGAUUAGUCGCACCACGUAACCGUGGUUAUAAUUUUGCUGUGUUUACUUACAUAAUGAAAUAAUGUAUUACAAGAUUAUCACAAGAUGUACUGGUUUUAUAUACUCACAGAAUUAAUUUGUUCUUGAACAAUAAAACUUAUUUAUUUU